UCUGUUGCUCUUGUUGACUCCUACUUUGACUUCAGCCAGAGAAAGGAAAGAUUUGAAAUACUAGGGCAUUUUUGGCAGAUGUUUUGCAGAUAAAGUACUUUGGAACAAACAUAUAAUUUAUUUACUAUAUCUAUCAAUAGACCACACAUCCUGACCAAGACUUAAUGCCACGGAAACAAUAUGAAACAGCAGAACUUGAGCUGCGUUUUGUUGGUGGGUCUUCUGUGGAUUUGUCCUGUUUAUCUUUCCAGAAGAAAUGAUAAAUUCCCGAUAGAAAAUCCAAUGGAAAUAAGAGAAAAGUGUUUCAAAGACCAAAAGAGAUGUUUACUUGUUCCUGGUAACUUCAAUGGCUUCAUCACCGCAUCAAAGCACUUGAAUCAUUCAGGGGAUGCUUGCAUAGUAUUUCUGCAGAAAAACAAAACCAGAAACAAUUUUGGGGAAUGGUGGCCACGAGUGGAGAAGAAUGGAAGUUCUUACCUACUUUACAUGGCAAAACAACAUGUGAAAAAAGACCAGCGUAUGUACGUUCUGUAUGGGAAGAACUGCAGCUCCACAAUAUCUACCAUGACAGAGUGUGUCUUCAGUCACACUGUUACAGGCACUUGUCAGAUAAGAUGUGUGCAGACAAAUACUGUAUGCAAACAAUCUCCCUAUAAGGAAAACGACUGUAAGGGCCAUGUAGCUUCCUCGGCCAAAUACAGAAUCAACUUAACAGAAACAAGCUCCAGCUGCCUCAACUGUGACAAUCCAGUGAAAAAGCCUGACAAGACUAUAAAUCUGGAUAAAGCAAUUACAGUUGUUGGAGGAAAGCUUGAUGCAGUCCAAACUGUUGAACUAAUCAAUGGAGUGGGCAAUAUUGUUACCAAUAUGACUGAACUUUCUGCUGUAAUAUCUGUGGGAGAACACAUCAAGGGAAUCAUAGAGAAAAAACGUGAGCCUGAGGAUGUAGACGAAGUAUCCUUUGCAAGCGUGUCUCCACAUGACCCCAUAAACAUUAUAGAAGACAAAGAAAUACUGCCUACAUUUUCAAGAUCUGUUACAGUCCCAAAAGAAGCCUUUGAACAAGCUAUCAGCUUAAAUGUCACUACAGCACAUGUAACUGUUUUCCGAUUGUUCAAUUUCUCUUUGGAUGAGUUCAACAGCACUGUUUUAGGUGAUGAGGUUGUAUCAGUUGAGGUGGGAGUCGCUAUCGCUAAUCUUACAGACACAGUAAAAAUCUAUUUAAGGAACAUCGAAUAUAAAGGGAUUCCAUCUUGUCAAUCAUGGAAUGGUGAAGGAAGCCGACCAAAAUGGACUAGUAAUGAUUGUGACACAAUAAUAAGUGGCGACAACGUUACAUGCCAGUGUACACAUUUGACAUUCUUUGCUGUCUUACUGGCACCCCUUAAUGAAACCAUCUCUAGUUCUGACUUGAAGCAGCUCACCAUCAUCACCCAAGUCGGCUGUGGCUUGUCCACGCUGUUCCUCAGCGUAGCCCUCUUCAUGCACUUCCUUUUUAGGAGGACCAUGGCCAGUAAAGCCACAAUCAUUCUCAUCCAACUGAUGUCAGCCAUGUUGCUGCUGAACCUAACUUUCAUGACCAACAACUAUGUGGCACAACUAAAGAACUCUGUGGGCUGUAAGAUCAUGGGAGCUCUCAUGCACUACUUUAUGUUGGCCACUUUCACCUGGUUUGCUGCACAGGCCUUCCACCUCUGCCUGCAGCUGUACACAGGGGGCAAUAUUCUAAUCCACAACUACUUGCUGAAAGUCUCCAUUAUCACCUGGGUGGUACCAAGUAUAGCCGUGAUCGUCCUGUUCAGCACUGGGAAAUACAGUCAACAGGUCAUCCACACUGAUAACACUGGAGACAUCGUGACCAUGUGCUGGAUAACAGACAGCGACGUCCACUACAUCGUCAACAUUGGCUACUAUGCGUUGGUUUUCCUCUUCACCUUUUCUACAUUCCUCAUCAUAGUAACUUGGCUCUUUCAACUUAAGAGAGUCAAAGGACCUAAUGUACCAUUGAGCCAAAAUGGCAGAAGCAUCGUAACCAUCCUGGGUCUGUGUUGUAUUCUGGGUAUCACGUGGGGUUUUGCCUUCUUCGCCCAUGGUGUCCUCCAGAUCCCUGCCUUCUACAUUUUCACAGUCCUCAACUCUUCCCAAGGCCUCUUCCUCUUCAUUUACUACUACAACACCAGCCACCUGAGAGAGAUAAAUGCUGGUGUGAGUAACCUCAACAGUACUGGCAGCACCAUCGUCCUAAAGAACAGCUUUGACAGUGAAGAGAACCCUUACGGUAAUAUGCCAGGCCAAAAGAUGAACAGGGAAUGAGGAGCGAUUAAGAGUUCAUGUCCAGCUCUAAGUGCAAGAAAUGCAAUUGCAAGUCAACAAGAUGUACAACUUUGUUAUCCAGUGCAACAAUGAGAGGAAUCUUUCUUAUCAUAUUAUUAUUAUUAUUAAUAUGUAGGAAAAACGCUUGUUUAUCUUAAAACCAAAAUUAGUUUUGAGCAAUUUUAUAUAAUGAAUCUUCAGCUUUUAUAUAAAAUGUCUGCUUUGGGUAUAUAUUGUAAAAAUAAAAAGGUUCUUCUCAAAUGACACAUAAGCGAUGCAAAAUGA
Amphiprion ocellaris (clown anemonefish) is the source of this 2598-nucleotide messenger RNA. RefSeq names its product adhesion G-protein coupled receptor G2-like. Gene Ontology annotation, cellular component: membrane. Lineage: Eukaryota; Metazoa; Chordata; Actinopteri; Pomacentridae. The record is from RefSeq and is a predicted model, not a curated record. Gene Ontology annotation, biological process: cell surface receptor signaling pathway; adenylate cyclase-activating G protein-coupled receptor signaling pathway. Gene Ontology annotation, molecular function: G protein-coupled receptor activity. The transcript has 17 exons. Bases 181 to 2313 code for a protein of 710 amino acids.